CUGGAGUCCAAGAGCUGGAAUCACGCUUCCUGGUACCCGGAGAUCUAUUAAUUUUGACGGGGAACAAAGUGCAAAUGCCAUGCGAUGCCAUCCUGAUUGAUGGCAGCUGUGUGGUAGAUGAAGGCAUGCUGACAGGAGAAAGUAUUCCAGUCACUAAAACUCCAUUGCCCAAGAUGGAGAGCUCCAUGCCCUGGAAAACGCAGAGUGAAACCGAUUAUAAAAGGCAUGUUCUUUUCUGUGGGACAGAGGUUAUGCAAGCCAAGGGAGCGUGCUCCGGGACCGUGAGGGCGGUGGUGCUACAGACUGGAUUCAACACUGCAAAAGGGGACCUCGUGAGAUCCAUUCUGUACCCGAAGCCAAUGAAUUUUAAGCUUUACAGGGAUGCCAUCAGGUUCCUCCUGUGCCUUGUAGGGACAGCAACCAUUGGGAUGAUCUAUACUUUGUGCGUCUAUGUGCUCAGCGGGGAGCCUCCAGAGGAGGUGGUGAAGAAAGCCCUUGAUGUCAUCACAAUUGCGGUCCCUCCUGCUCUACCUGCUGCUCUGACCACAGGCAUUAUCUAUGCCCAGAAGAGGCUGAAGAAGAGAGGCAUCUUUUGCAUCAGCCCCCAGAGGAUCAAUGUAUGUGGACAAUUAAACCUUGUCUGCUUUGACAAGACAGGCACCUUAACAAGGGAUGGUUUGGAUCUCUGGGGAGCCGUGCCCUGCGAUAGGAGUGGGUUCCAGGAAGUCCACAGCUUUGUGUCCGGCAGGUCUUUGCCAUGGGGCCCGCUGUGUGCGGCCAUGGCCAGCUGCCACUCUCUGAUUCUUCUUGAUGGGACCAUCCAGGGAGAUCCUCUGGAUCUCAAGAUGUUUGAAGCCACCACCUGGGAGAUGGCGGUUUCUGGGGACGAUUUCCACAUCAAGGGAGUGCCAGCACAUGCCAUGGUGGUUAAGCCCUGCAAAACAGCCAGCCAGGUCCCGGUGGAAGGAAUUGCAAUCCUGCAUCUGUUCCCAUUCUCAUCAGCACUGCAGAGGAUGACAGUCAUUGUCCAAGAGAUGGGGGGUGACCGGCUGGCAUUCAUGAAAGGUGCACCGGAAAGGGUGGCCAGCUUUUGCCAACCUGAGACAGUACCAACUAGUUUUGUUAGUGAACUUCAGAUUUACACGACACAGGGCUUCCGGGUCAUAGCACUGGCCUACAAGAAGCUAGAAAUGGAUCAUCACACCACUGCCUUCACCAGGGACAAAGUAGAAUCAAACCUGAUAUUUCUGGGAUUGCUCAUCUUGGAGAAUCGGUUGAAAGAAGAAACAAAACCAGUUCUGGAAGAGCUCAUCUCUGCGCGGAUAAGGACUGUAAUGAUCACAGGUGACAAUCUUCAGACCGCAAUAACAGUGGCCAGAAAGUCUGGAAUGGUUUCUGAAAGCCAACAAGUCAUUCUGAUUGAAGCGAAUGAAAUCACUGGGUCCUCAUCAGCAUCUAUAUCUUGGAAAUUAGUAGAAGAGAAGUCCAUUGCAUACAGCAAUCAGGAUAAUUACAUUAAUAUCAAGGAAGAAGUCUCUGAUCAUGGCAGAGAGGGAAGUUACCAUUUUGCCUUAAGUGGAAAAUCCUUUCAGGUUAUAAGUCAACAUUUCAGCAGCCUACUCCCAAAGAUACUGAUAAAUGGAACAAUCUUUGCAAGAAUGUCUCCUGGGCAGAAAUCCAGUCUGGUGGAAGAAUUUCAGAAACUGGAUUACUUUGUAGGUAUGUGCGGUGAUGGAGCCAAUGACUGCGGGGCUUUGAAAAUGGCUCACGUGGGCAUCUCUUUAUCAGAACAGGAGGCAUCUGUGGCCUCACCUUUCACUUCUAAAACUCCAAACAUUGAGUGUGUACCUCACCUUAUCAAGGAAGGACGUGCCGCUCUCGUUACCUCAUUUUGCAUGUUCAAGUACAUGGCACUGUACAGCAUGAUCCAGUAUGUUGGUGUUCUGCUGCUCUACUGGGAGACAAACAGCCUUUCAAAUUACCAGUUUCUGUUCCAGGAUCUGGCCAUCACAACUCUUAUUGGUGUAACAAUGAAUUUGAAUGGUGCCUACCCUAAGCUGGUGCCCUUCAGGCCUGCAGGACGGCUGAUCUCCCCACCUCUGCUGCUCUCUGUGAUUCUCAACAUUCUUCUCAGCUUAGCCAUGCACAUUGUGGGCUUCAUUCUGGUUCAGAGGCAGCCUUGGUAUUCCAUGGAGAUGCACAGUGCCUGCACAGUGCAAAAUGAAAGCAUCUCAAAGUUAACCAUUUCUCCCACCGCUCCAGAAAAAAUUGGAAGUAACGGUGCCUUCACAAGCUUCGAAAAUACUACCAUAUGGUUCUUGGGAACAAUCAACUGUAUCAUCGUGGCUCUUAUUUUCUCUAAAGGAAAACCAUUUAGGCAGCCCAUAUAUAAAAAUUAUAUAUUUGUCCUUGUGUUGGUCAUACAGCUGGGUGUGUGUCUAUUCAUUCUAUUUGCUGAUAUUCCAGAAUUAUACAGGCGUUUGGAUCUUCUCUGCACUCCUCUUCUGUGGAGGGUUUACAUCAUCAUUAUGCUCAGCUCCAACUUCAUUGUGUCCCUUGUGGUGGAGGAGGCCAUUAUUGAAAACCGAGCCCUGUGGACAACAUUCAAAAGGUGUUUUGGCUAUCAAUCAAAAAGCCAGUAUCGGAUAUGGCAGAGGGCCUUGGCAGAUGACCCCAGCUGGCCCCCGCUAAACCAAACGUCCUACUCUGACAUGCCAGAGUGUGGCAGGGGGGUGUCUUACAGCAAUCCGGUGUUUGAGAGCAAUGAGGAACAACUCUGAAGCCAAAGUGAUCUCUAAGGUGAUAAAGCAUAGAAACAAUGACAAAAGGGACCAGUUUCAGUAAUUUUCAAACAAUGGGACUCUUACAAAAUCAGCUGGAGUUUUUGGAAUAAAAAAACCCAUCCAAUCACGAUUGCAAAUUCAAGUUUACCUGAUAAAAUACUUUCUACAGAGCAGAACACUGCCCCCAGAAGAGUGCCUUCCUCUUGAUUCUGAAAGUAUUGACGGUGUUGGUGAAUCAAGAGUGAGCCAACGAUGGCAAUCAGCCCAGAGACUGGGAGGCUAAAGGACAAGGAGAAUAUAUAAUCUCUUUUCUUAGGUAACAUUUUUUAAAUGAAUUGAGAGAAAGUAGCACUAUGUGUAGCCAUAGAAAUGAAACAUGUGAAGGAUCACCUUUGAAUUCUUAUUUUAUUGAUGGAAAAACAAGUGCAUGAGAGCCAUUAUACCAGUCCUCACUGUCUGGUUUCCUUUCCUGCAUAGUACUUUCAGAGUUGAGACAUUUUCUUCUGCUUCUGGCCUUCUCCUACAUAUUUGGAAGGAUGGGCUAAGCUCAUGCUUCAGUAACAAACAAGCCCCUUGUCUCAGUGGCUUAACGCACAAGAGCUUCUUUCGUGGUCCAGGUGACUCUGUAGACUAGCUCUCCUCAGUGGUGACUGCUUCAAUCCGUUGGCUCCACCGGCUGAAAACAAGUACUCCACGUUCACUAUGCUGGGAAAGGAAGAGACUGGAGAAGGCACAAAGGCUUUUCACUGCCUCACCCAAAAAGUGGAACGCCUCUCUUCCACUACUCACAUCUCAUUAAUCAAGGGUUUGGCAAAGGAACUGGGAAGUACAGUCUCCUGUGUUUAGGGCUGGUUUCAUGGGCACAUGACCUGUGCAGUCACCUGGGGCCCCAUGCUUAGAAGGGCCCCACAUUUGGUUUAAUGCUUUGCUGCUGCCAUCUCGAAAUUCUUAAUUUUUGAUGCUCUUUGAUACAUGCUACUUUAGUUUCUCUCCCAGGAACCCGAGCUGGACCAACUACAUAAUUUGUGGGGCUGAGUACAAAAUGGAAAUUAUUUUUGAGAAAAAUUAGUCUUGUACCACAACAUUAUAUGUUAUCAAUUGAUGUAAGUGCUUAUGCAAUCUACACAUUUCUUAAGUUUGAAAAGGCUUCGAUUUUCAGGAAACAGAAAUUGCCCUUAUUUUAUCACUAUUACAAUUCUGUUAUUUCGGAUUCAUUUAGCAUAGAAAACAUCCAGAUUUCUGUUAGCUCAGCAGACAACUCUGAGUUUUAGGAAAACAUCCACAGGUAGCAUUUUAAAGCAAAAGCAAAAUUUUCAUUACAAACCUCAAAUCCUAGGUGAAGGUUCUGGGCAGGGGGUGUGUCCCAAGCUGGCUUUUCUCCUUAUCAGUAGCAUCUGCAAGCAUUCCCUUCCCUGGCUGAAUUCUGGAGCAUGGCUGGAUGCUCUGUGGCUGCAGAUAAUUCUGGAAACACAGUGUUUCUCAGCCAUGAAAGUAUCUUGUUGCUUCUGGUUUUAAAAUAGGGUGUGAAGAAUCAUGUAAAUAGGCUGCAGAAUCAUUGUCUUCCUUGGUACAGAAAGAAAUGUUUCCUUUUACAGAGUUAGCCACAGCAGAGAUAUGGUAGCUCUGAAUGUCUUUUUCUAAAACUCGUAGUUUUCUCGUUUUUCAACAGGGCAAGCUGGAGAUGGUCUACAACCUAGUCCUGGGCAAGGGCAUUCCCACCUAGAAGAUCCCCUUACCAGGUGCUGUCACCUCUCCUGUCUCAUUUGCAUUGCACGAUUCACUCAGACUCAGGCAAGGAAAGGCUUAUCAUCCACUUUUACACGUGAGGAAACUGAGAUUCACAGUAAGGAGAGCAGACCCAGGCCUCAGACACAGAUCUUCUGAGCAAACCUUCUGUUGUUUCCAAAUACCUCCUAAUUACAAAGCUCCAGCAGGGCUGGGUGUUUGGGGUGCUCUCACAGUCAAACAAAGAAUAGGUUUCUUAUUCUUCAGGUGGAAGGAAGCAACCUUUUGCUAAUACCAGGGCCUAAUGUUCAAAUGAAUGCCAGGCACCCUGCCAAGCUUGGGCUAGAGGCAGGUUAAAAACAAAACAAAACUAAAACCCAUGAGUGUCUGUCUUUCUGAGACUCUGAGUUGCUCUUACCUUGGUCCUAAGUUCCAUCCUCAGUGAUUCAACAAGACCGGCAGGAAAACAGAGAGGGAAGACUCCAUUUCCUCACCAGCCAAACAGCCCUAAAAUCUUUGUCAAAAGAGUCUUAUUCUGAAGACUGUACUUGAAGUUAACUGUAACUGAGAGGUAGUGAGAAAAUGCUUUACUUGAAAAAAUGGGGUUGGGGGGUAUUGUCAAGGGAUGUGAGAGUUGUUUUCAAAUACUUGAAGGGUUCCUGUGGGAGAGAAGGCUCCCACCUGUGCCUGGUGGCACGCUCAGUGUGUAAAGGGCACAGUGGGAAUGGCUUCAGGCUGACACGAAGACCACUGCCCCAACAGCUCAAACAGCAGUGGAAGCUGGUGACCCAUGAGGUGUGUGCCCCAUGACAUUGGCAAUACAAGGGGAUAUUCAGAGACCAAUUAGAGGUGGAAGUCAACUCUCCAAUGGAAUUCAAUUACCUGCCAGAUCCUUUUCAGACUUGAUAUGCACAUGUCUCAAUCUUAUGCUGUGAUGUGAACCAUUUACUGUCACUGCCCACAUAGAAUAUCAGCCUGCCUUUUGUGGGGAGAUGGGCUGGGGAGGACAGGUUUAUAGCCCUGUGAGGUCCCACAGUCAAAUGGGCUUGACUGCUCUGUACCUUGGAAGGUGGCUUUGGUUGGGGAUAAGAUUCUAGAAAACAGGUACCCACUGAUGGGUCCUGACCACCAAACUGACAGCUGGGACAUACUUCUGAUGUGUGUGUUUUCAUAGAAAGAGCUGCUUGAAAAAAAUCAGUAAAGAAAAUGUGGGAGAGUGUGCCAAACCUGAGGUCAGAGUACCUGCGCCUGAUACGCUUGUCUGACCAGGACUUGGAGGAGAAAAGAACACAGUCAUCUGAUCCACAUCAUUUAAAAGGUCCCCUGUAUGUUCGCUCCAAGGUACGCAGCUCUGACCCACAGAGAGGAACUCUGGCUCUGGGUUCUUCUCACUAAACACGUAAUGAUCUGAGAAUGGAAAUAUGUCUGUGCCAUCUGCAUCCUCUGAGCUCAUAGAAGGGUGCGUGUGCACACUUGCAGAUGCAAUGACUAGAAAAGCAAGUAUUUAUUCAGAGUCCUGUAUUUAGUUUAUGCUGUAAUAAGUCAUUCUGUGCAAAAGAGGCAAGCAUAAUCUGUAACUCUUGUGUUAUAAAAUCAACCUUUUUCCCUUUC
Molecule: messenger RNA, 6119 nt
Organism: Herpailurus yagouaroundi (jaguarundi)
Lineage: Eukaryota; Metazoa; Chordata; Mammalia; Carnivora; Felidae
Product: probable cation-transporting ATPase 13A4
Exons: 22
Biological process (GO): intracellular calcium ion homeostasis; polyamine transmembrane transport
Cellular component (GO): late endosome membrane; endoplasmic reticulum membrane
Molecular function (GO): ATP binding; ATPase-coupled monoatomic cation transmembrane transporter activity; polyamine transmembrane transporter activity
Source: RefSeq, a predicted model, not a curated record